Motacilla alba alba is the source of this 2935-nucleotide messenger RNA. RefSeq names its product hyaluronidase-3-like. NCBI's taxonomy places the organism in Eukaryota, Metazoa, Chordata, Aves, Passeriformes, Motacillidae. Gene Ontology annotation, molecular function: hyalurononglucosaminidase activity. The transcript is spliced from 4 exons. Gene Ontology annotation, biological process: hyaluronan catabolic process; carbohydrate metabolic process. Gene Ontology annotation, cellular component: acrosomal vesicle. The record is from RefSeq and is a predicted model, not a curated record. Bases 454 to 1788 code for a protein of 444 amino acids.
GGGGCAGUGAUGGGGUCAGUGAUGGGUGAGCGGUGGGGUCAGAGAUGGGGUCAGUGGCAGGUCAAAGGACAGGUCAGUAAUGAGGUGAGUGUUGGGUCAGUGGUGGUCGCUGAGGGUCAGUGGUGGGGUGGGGAUCUGUGUUCAGGAGGUGCAGCCAUGAGGUGGGAGCAGCAGUCGGCUGGGCGAUGCCGUUCCAGUGUCUGUGUGUGAGUGCUGUGUGGUGUGGAGCAAUCGGGGUGCAGGCAGGCUGAGUGCCCCGUGUGGGGGUGCAGCGUGGGAAGUGGGGGUGCCGUGUGGGGCCCUGGACGGACGUGUCAUUCACACCGGAGAAGCAGAACCAGGCGCUGUGGUUGGUCAUGAGCCUGGGCUGCUUCCUGCUGCGCUGGCACCCGGGGCACAGGAGCCAGCAGCAGCGGGCAGGGUGCCGGCCCCGCAAGCAGCUGGUGAGGCGGGAUGGUGCUGGUGCUGGCACUGUGGGCCUGCCUGGCACUGGGCACAGCCAGUGAGGAGAGCCCGGCGCCCGAGCCGCUGGCAGGUGGGCAGCCCUUUGCCGUGGUGUGGAACGUCCCCACCGGGCGCUGCCAGCACCGCUUUGGCAUAGGGCUGCCCCUCAGCGACUACGGCAUCGUGGAGAACCGGGGUGGCCACUUUGCCGGCCAGAACAUCACCAUCUUCUACAAGAACAAGUUUGGGCUGUACCCCUACCUGUCACAGCAUGGUGUCCCCCAUAACGGGGGCCUCCCCCAGCGUGUCUCCCUCGAUGCCCACAUCAACAGGGUGGUGGAGGACAUCCGCCUCCUCCUGCGACCUGCUUUCCAUGGCUUGGCCGUGGUGGACUGGGAGGAGUGGAGGCCCCUGUGGGCCCAAAACUGGGGAGCCAAAAAGAUGUACCGGACAGCCUCGGAGCAGUGGGUGCGGGAGCAGUACGGCAUCCUGCCGGCACGGCAGCAGCUCCGACUGGCCCAGCUGGAGUUCGAGCAGGCGGCACAGGCUCUAAUGGAGGAGACGCUGCUGGUGGGCCGAGCCCUGCGCCCUGGCGGGCUCUGGGGUUUCUACCGCUUUCCCGACUGCCUCAACAGCAACUGGGCCAAGGAGGCAAACUACACCGGGCAGUGCCAGCCGGCUGAGGUGCAGCGUAACAACCAUCUGGGCUGGCUCUGGGCCGCCUCUUCUGCCCUGUACCCCAGCAUCUACCUGCCGCUGGCGCUGCCGCCCGCCCUGCGCCGCCGCUACGUGCACCACCGGCUGCGCGAGGCCCUGCGUGUGGCCGCCUUCGGGGCCCACGGCCUCCUGCCCGUGAUCGCCUACUCCCGCCUCUCCUUCCGCCGCUCCUCCCGGUUCCUGCAGCUGGCUGACCUGGUGCACACCAUCGGGGAGAGCGUGGCGCUGGGAGCGGCUGGACUCGUGCUCUGGGGAGACCUGUCGUACUCCCGCUCGGCUGAAAGCUGUGCCGCCCUGCGCCACUACCUCGUGUCCACCCUGGGUCCUUAUGUGGCCAACGUGACGGCAGCAGCCCGAGAAUGCAGCUAUGGGCGGUGCCAUGGGCAUGGGCGCUGUGUGCGCCAGCAGCCCCACGACCUGGGCAGCCUCCUGCACCUCGGUGCCAGCCCUUGGGCUGCUUUCCGCUGCCACUGCUACCGUGGCUGGGCAGGUGAACGCUGUGCCCAGCGGGUAUGGCUCAGCCCUGCCACCUCCUGCCAGGUGCCCACCCACACUCACAGCCUCUAUGGGCACAAGGACCUCACAUCCUCUGACACCUGCCUGCCACAGGGCACGUGGGGCUGGUGACAAAGGCCAGGGACCGCCACGGUCCCCUACCCAGCUGUGCUGCUGCUGGCACUUCCUAUGGUCUCAUUAAUCUAAAUAAAUUCUUCUGGCACAGCUGGCAUGGUCUUUGUGGGCAAAGCUGGGGGACUCUGUGGUGUCCCCAGGCUGGGCACAAUUGCCAUUGCUGCUGAGAGGCAGCACAGCCCCCAGUUUAGCUCUGGAUGGGUCCAGCAGUGCAUCAGUUUUCCUGCAUGGGCUCUGCCCUCAUCCCGUGAGCUGGCAGCCGCUUUACCCUGGGAAAGGGGGCACGGGGCACUGCCACAACCUGCUGUCCCUUUGCCGCUGGCACUGUGCUGCCAGCAGCCCUGACCACGCCACCAGGCCCCCCUCCCCACAGCUAUUUUUAUCGCCCCCCAACCGUGUUUCUCACUGUCCUAUUUUAAGCGGCGCAGUUGGCGCAGCGGGAACCCAGUGCCCAGUUCCUGGGGGCCCUGCACCACCUCACUGCCCGCUCAGGCUGCCCGGGCACAGGGAGCCAUGCCCAGGGAGGCUGCAGAAGGUACACUGGGGAGUGGGCUUGGGGCUGGCGGGGGCUCUAGCACCCCAGGGGAUACCGGGCGAUGCAAGGCUGUGGGGUCAGGAUGGAAGCAGUGGGUGGAUGGUGCCCUCUGCCAUGGGUGCUGUGGGCAGAGAUGCCUGCCCAGGGAAGAAGGGGGUCCUGGAGGGCUGCAGGUGUAGGGCAGCAGGGUUUGGGGAGGGUACAAGCAGCUGGCGUGCACAGCCCUCUGUAGCAAACCUACGUGACCAGCUGUGCCCCCCCCAGCUGGGGCAAGUGGGUGCAGGGGUGAUGUGGGUAUCUGUGGAGCAGUCCCUGGCCAAGGGUAGGGCUGUGGGGAGGGUCUGAGGGGACCCUGGCUACCGGCUGAGGCCCCCCAGCCCUGAUGCCUGCCAGCCUUGCGGGUGACACACAGUCUGGACAGCAGCAGCACGGCGCCACGCUGCCCUGCGACACGCCACUGACCCCGGGAGGGAUUGGGAGUGGGCACACUGCCAGCCUGCCAUGCUCUGCCAAGGGCACAGUGCGUGGGCUCUGCCCACUGCUCAAAAACACACCUAGAAAAUAAUCUUUUCCCUCUACCCCAAUGCAGGCACGGUUGCUUCCCAAAAC